This is a messenger RNA of Aspergillus steynii IBT 23096, 865 nucleotides long. RefSeq lists its product as uncharacterized. Lineage: Eukaryota; Fungi; Ascomycota; Eurotiomycetes; Eurotiales; Aspergillaceae. The transcript is spliced from 2 exons. Bases 105 to 554 code for a protein of 149 amino acids. The record is from RefSeq and is a predicted model, not a curated record.
UUUCAGCUGCAUGCUGCAGCCACAUUCAUGCAACAGCUGUUCCCGUCCCUCCGUUCGUCCCCCUUCAUCUCCCUUCUCUUUCUCUCGUGUGAUUAUGCGUAUCCAUGGUCGGCCGAGGGUGCAGUAGGUUGUCCGAGUCGGUGAGCAUGCCGGUAGAUCUAACUCUCCAGUGUGGUUUAACUUUAAACAUUAACCUCUCUGUGAUAUGUUGCCUCUGGACUACCGGAUCGAGACGGGCCAUGAGACUUAUCAUACAGGCGCAUGGAGAAACCCGCCAGCCAUGUCUCCAUGGAAGCCUAUAUCAUUCCCAAUAUGCAUUGCUGUACACCGCCAGCAUGUUGCGUUCGACAAUGGAGCCUCCACUGAUAGAUCCCUCCCGUUAUCAGGUUCUGGGUCCCGGGCCUAUUGUAAUUCGCGGAAUCCCACUCUCAAUCCACUGCGCGAUAUCGUGUUGCCAGCUCGGUGAGCCAGCCUUGUCUACCGUUGGCUCCGGUCGAUUGGCUUUGUUUCAUGCACGGUAUGGUUGCCAUGGCGUUUCCAUAUGGGUCUUUUAAAAUACGAGUACAAACCGAUUCUCGCAUCCGUUUGUACAUUGGUGCCAUGCAAGGCACUUUCCACCCGCACCCACGGCAGAUACAUGUCAUAUCAUCUGGGCAGAGGCAAGAGGCACUACAAGAUAGACACAAUGGUUCUAAUUCUAUGUACAACAAAAAAGUCUAUCGGAGCCCCUAGGGCCCGACCAGGUAACGGGGGGGAGAAAGGCGGCAGAGGGAAGAAAAGAGAGAAGAAAAAGAAAAGAAAAGCAAAAAGUCCCGUAAUCUAUUGGAGUCAAAACUCCGUCGUUAAGACCCUUGCACCCCCGGCU